UGGGAUGAAAUAUUUACGGGAGUCAUUUCGAGAAAUGAAUUGAAAAGUAGAUCGACUGGAAAAUACACUUUUUGUAGACAAGCUGGAGGCUCGACACAUCUGAAAUGAAGAAAGUAUUUCAGCUGACAGACAAGACCCAUGGUCCAGGCCCUCUCAGGUUUUGCUGGCAAACAACUCUUGGAAAUUAUCUGGCCACCUAUGGCUCCGAUAACAACGUUCACAUCUAUGAUCGUCAUGGUGAGCGUAGAGAUGAAAUCAACUUACCAGGAUCCUGCACUGGCAUCGGCUGGGAUAAAGAUGGCGACACCUUGGCCCUGAUCUGCGACAAGAGCAGUGUGGUGUUCCUCUGGGAUGCCAAUAGCCAUCGCAAGUCUCAGGUGGACAGUGGUUUCAAGGACACAUUGACCUACCUGCUCUGGUCAAAGUCUGGACCUCAGCUAGCCAUCGGAACGGUCAAGGGCAAUCUUCUUAUCUACAACCAUCAGACUUCAAGGAAAUUGCCCAUCCUUGGUAAGCACACCAAGAAGAUAAUCUGUGGGGCAUGGAGCGCUCAGAACCUACUUGCUCUAGGAAGCGAGGACAGAACAAUCACAGUCAGCAACCAAGAUGGGGAUACCAUAGCAACGACUGGAGUGCGGUUAGAUCCAUCUGACAUUCAGUUCUCAGAGAUGAAGGUUGAUGAGAGAACAUCAUCAGGAGAGUCUACGAUAAGUGUGAUUGUUGGAAAGAAAACCUUAUUCCUGUACAACCUGGACGAUAGAGACAAUCCUAUUGAGCUUGCCUUCCAGCAGAGAUAUGGUUCAGUGGUAGCAUACACAUGGUAUGGAGAUGGUUACAUCAUGCUCGGCUUCUCCAAUGGUUAUUUCAUCGUCAUCUCAACUCACAUGAAGGAGAUCGGUCAGGAGUUAUUCCAGGCCAGGGACCAUAAGGACUCGCUGACCGGCAUCGCCAUCUCACUCUCACUCAACAAGGCAGCAUCAUGCGGGGACAAUAGCAUCAAAAUCCACGACCUGUCCGACCUGAAGGAGCUCUAUGCCAUCGUCAACCUGGAGGAGGAGACCAAGGGAUUGACCGGUAUCGAAUGGACGGAGGACGGUCAACUCCUGGCCAUAGGAACCCAGAGAGGCUUCAUGCAUGUCUAUCUGACCAAACUGCCUAUCCUAGGGGACUCCCAUGGCACGCGGCUGGCCUAUCUGACCUCUCUGCUUGAGGUCACGGUGGUCAAUCCCAUAGAACAGGAGCCUGCUGUUCCCAUAGCUAUUGAGGUAGAGCCCACAUUCGUUGCCCUUGGACCGUACCAUUUGGCUGCGGGGAUGAACAACAGAGCCUGGUUCUAUAUUCUCAGUGACAAAGAUUAUUACAGCAUACAGACCAUGCAGGCAGGAUGGUGGCCUGAGAAGUUAAAGGAUCGUGAGUACCUAGGUACGAUCAACAGCAUGUGCCUUAAUGCUGACUAUGCCGCUGUGUCCUUUGAGAAUAAGGUCCAACUACAUCUGAUUCAGAUUGAGACAGAAGGAGUUGGUGAUAAUGAGGAGAGAGAGACCAGAUUAUUCCCGGACAAGGAAAGCAAUGGCAAGAUAACAUGUCACACACUCACUGCAGACUUUCUCAUCUAUGGUACCCAUAACGGUGAGCUGAUGUACUUCUUCAUCGAGGACUGGCAGUUUGUGAAUGAGUUCCGUCAUGUGGUCGGCAUCAGGAGAAUCUUCUCUGACCCCAGCGGAACCAGGCUCGUCUUCAUUGAUGAUAAGAGUGAUGGAUUCGUCUACAAUCCUGUCAAUGACCAGACUCUGGAGAUCCCUAACUUCUCGCCAACCAUCAAGAAUGUUUUAUGGGAGAAUGGCUAUAACUACAAGGGAAUCUUUGUUGCCUAUGAUGAUGAGAAGGUCUACUCUUAUCUCUACUCCAGGGAGACUGUCAAUGGUCCUGCAGUGAUUUUAGUUGGUACCACCAAGCUGCCUUACGCCCAGCAGCCCUUGAUGCUGCACAACGGUGAGCUGGUAUGUCAGACCCAGAGUGGUAAGACCACCAGUGUUCAUCUCAGCACCUACAACUUCCUAGAGCGCCCUCAGGACUUACCACACCCAGAGGUUCGGUCGGCUCUGCAGAAAAGCAUUUUGCUUCACCAGUACAAGGAGGCUUGGAUGCUGUGUCAACUUCUUAACAGCAAAGAGGCAUGGUUAGACCUGGCUAAGGAUGCUAUCACUCAUGCUGAUAUCGAGUUUGCUCUGAGAGUGUAUAGACAUAUAGGAGAGGCUGGUAUGGUACUUUCCCUACAGAAGAUCACGGGCAUCGAUGAUCGUAACUUGCUGUCUGGUCACCUGGCUAUGUACCAAGAAGACUUCAAUCUAGCCCAGGACCUGUUCCUAGCCUCUAGUAGACCCAUCACAGCCCUAGAGAUGAGGAGAGACCUGCUGCAUUGGGACCAGGCCCUCAAGCUGGCCAAGACCCUAGCCCCAGGACAGAUCCCAUACAUCUCAAAGGAAUAUGCCCAGCAGCUUGAGUUUACUGGUGACUAUCCCAAUGCUCUAACCCAUUACGAGAAAGGUAUCACCAGCAAAGAACAGGAGCGUGACCACGAUGAGACAUGCGCUACGGGCGUGGCUCGCAUGUCAAUCCGUAUCGGUGAUAUCAGGCGUGGUGUCUCCAUGGCGAUGAAGAUGAACAACCGAGCUGUGAAGAGGGAUUGUGCAUCUAUCCUAGAGAGCAUGAAGCAGUACUCAGAAUCAGCUCAGCUUUACGAGAGGGGAGGCUACCCGGACAAAGCAGCGUCUGUCUAUAUCAGAUGCAAGAAUUGGGCCAAGGUAGGAGAACUGCUACCCCAGAUCACAUCUCCCAAGAUCCAUACCCAGUACGCCAAGGCUAAGGAGGCUGAUGGGAAGUAUAAGGAUGCUGCGCUGGCCUACCAGAAUGCCAAGGACUGGGAUAAUGUCAUCAGAAUCCAGCUAGACUAUCUGAAAAACCCAGAAGAGGCUGUGCGUGUGGUGAAAGAAUCAGGAUCAGUUGAGGGAGCUAAGAUGGUUGCCAAAUUUUUCCAGAAGCUGAAUGACUACUCAUCUGCAAUCCAGUUCUUGGUGAUGUCACAAUGUAACAAUGAUGCCUUUCAGCUGGCACAAACCCAUAACCAGAUGGAAGUCUAUGCGGACAUCAUUGGUGAAGAUGCAAGCCACGAGGACUACCAGAGUAUCGCUCUGUACUUUGAAGGAGAGAAGAACCACCUGCUAGCCGGCAAGUUCUUCCUUCUCUGUGAACAGUACCAGAGGGCGCUCAAACACUUCCUGCGUUGCCCCAAUACAAGGGACGACAGCCAAGCCAUUGAGAUGGCCAUCGAAACGGUUGGAAAGUGUAGAGAUGACCAGCUGGCCCAUCAACUGAUAGAUUAUCUGAUGGGAGAGACAGACGGUAUACCUAAGGAUGCUAAGUAUCUCUUUAGAUUAUACAUGGCUCUCAAGCAAUACAGAGAGGCUGCUAGGACAGCUACCAUCAUCGCUAGGGAGGAACAGAUUGCUGGUAACUACAGGAAUGCCCAUGAUGUCUUGUUCAGUAUGUACACAGAGCUGAGAGCGCAGAAGAUAAAGAUCCCUACCGAGAUGGCUAAUAACCUCAUGAUUCUACAUAGCUAUAUCCUGGUCAAGAUUCAUGUGAAGAAAGGUGAUCAUAAGAAAGGCGCUCGGAUGCUCAUCAGGGUGGCUAACAACAUCAGCAAAUUCCCAGCUCAUGUUGUACCUAUCUUGACAUCGACUGUCAUCGAGUGCCAUCGGUCAGGUCUAAAGAACUCGUCCUUCAGCUAUGCUGCCAUGCUCAUGAGACCAGAGUAUAGGAACUCGAUCGAUCUCAAGUAUAAGAAGAAGAUUGAGGCCAUAGUCAGGAAACCUGAUAAGACGGAGGAGGACGAGCCGACUAAACCUUGUCCUAACUGUAAAUACGAGCUGGAGGAGACGGAGCUGUCCUGCCCAGACUGUAAAAACACCACCCCAUACUGCAUUAUUACAGGCCGUCACAUGGUACGUCAGGAUUGGGCAGUCUGUCCUAAGUGUGAUUUCCCAGCCUUGUAUUCAGAGCUUACAAGCUUCUUGGAAUCAGAAGACACAUGUCCGAUGUGUUCAGAGAACAUCAAAGCGGGUCAGGUAACCAAGAUUAGUGAUCCCUCGUCGUAUCUUCAGGCUCAGGGAGAGGAAUGAAGUGAACCUAGCUAGUCGGAUCACAAGAAGAGACCAACUAUCUCACAUGGUUGAGAGCUAGCAUCUCCCAUACAUACUCAACACUGCAGUAUCUCAUACCUAUUCAUGUAGUGGAUAGUUUGUAUUAAUUUUAAUUUUGUUAAAGCCCCACUGCACCACUUAUAAACCUGUAUCUACUUGCGUCCUCUAUAUAGCACACAAUGCCUAAUCGGUGACCAUUGGUCCCUCAUGAUCCUCUUUAAAAAAAUGUUAAUUGAGAGCUGAUUUGAUGAGAUAAAUCUGUCAGUGACCAUGCAGGGAGGUCUAAUCCCUCCUGGCCAAACUAGUGCAGUGGGGCUUUAAUGAAAAACCUCCAUUAAAGAGAUUUCUCAAAGUGACAGAAAAGUGAAUGUGGAUAUAGCUGCCAACCAUUCCUGUUUCGGAGGAAUGGUUUUUCAUUUCGGGGCCUUCAAACUCCUGUUAUGAAUCCUAGAUUCCUCUUAUUGUCUGAGAACUGUGUGAAAGCAUACAAAAUGCAUUGUAUUCUUAAUGUUACCUUGAGAGAUUCUUAGUUUGACUGUGGAAGGUUGGGGUAUGGAUAUGUCCAGAUUUUAUGAAAGAACAGUGACUUAUGAUGAGCAUGCAAUGCUUUAUUGAUUCCAACAUGAGUGUUCUCCCCAAACUAGAUAGCAAAUACAGAAUGAUACAGCCUUGCGUGGCUGCAAUGGGGUUAAUAUAAAGUAGAUCCCUCCCUCCCCCUCCCCCUCUCCCUCCUGUUCUUGAAUAGACCUAGGAGAGGAGAAUACAUAUCGAUGAUACCCACUUAAGUGGACAGGAGAAAAUAACGAAAGAAAGUUGGUUCUGAGAAUGGCAAACCUUGACUAAAUGCACAAACUUUUUAAUACUGCAUUUUUGUAAACGGUACCUGUUGUCUGGGGUGCACAUGGCUAUGAAAGGCUUAUCUGAAGCUGUGGGUUGGCUUGCUUGCUUCUCUGAGCCCCUUGUCCAGUUCUGGGUGUACCCCCGAUCAUUCGCAAUGUGUGGAUGUAAAACAUUGACAGGUUUGAACUUUGAAAAUAUUGUACAUGACAGACUUUAGCUCCUGAGUUUGUGUAUCAAAACAAAGCUUGUUUGGAAAAUAGUUUUCACUGCAUCUAAGGUAGAAAUUGGACAUGCAGCUAUAUCAGAUACAGAUAAUAACCACUCCAGUCCACAACUGUGAUAGAGGUACUCAAAGAUUUGCAGUUAUGAGCAGACGUCUAAAUAUUAGCUUUGAGAUAUUUGUGACUCAAUAAACCUGAUUUCAUCCUCCUUUCCAGAUAUUCCAAACUUUAUGACACUAGCUCAUCUCAUUCAUUUACUUAAAUGCAGUUGCUGAAACGUAAUUUAUUUAAUUUUGGUAUGGAAUACAUGUGAUGAUAUUCAGCAACUCUUUAACAUUAGUAAUUGUGGCUUUCAUAUUUCUGAUGUAAAGGUGAUACAUAAUGCAAUUAUGAUAUUAAAGGUCAUCUAUGGUCUUAUAUUUUGAUAUCUUGGGUUCAUCAAGAAGUUGCAACUGCAAAGCAAAUAAUAUCACUUUGGAUCAUCUUUUUUCUCCCUUAAUUCUUGUUAUAUAUUUGCAUCAUUACAUGUGUUGGAGGUACUUGCUCACUAAAAGGCAGGGUAUUUUAUCAACAUUGCUACCACUCCCGUCUUAUAUUUUCAAUUGCGCCAUCUUUCUAUGAAGGCAUACAUGUACCCAGGUAUUACCAUUCAUAUGUAAUCAGUUGGUGAUGCAUUGUGGGACAUGACUGUCAAUGCAUAUGGACAUUGUUAACAGAUAAUGGAAGUAUAUGUAAAUCUGAAGUCGUGUCAGUAAAAUACCCUACCUUAAGUUUUUUAGUCAUGUACAUGUACUCAAAUAGUAAAUACCCACGACGGAUUUCAUUUUAGGUAAACAUGUUUGACCAAACUUUUGCUUUCUUAGGUACAAGUAAUUUUAUCUGUGUUAUUUUUUAAAUGAAUAGUAACUUGUGUAAAGAAUGUACAAACACAUGUAUUUCCAAAGUAAUGUUAGCAGCUGAACUUUGAAGUGCACAUCUUGUAUUCAUGUUACACUCAUUUUGUAUUCACAGUGAAAUAUAUGAGAAGUCACAAGGGCUUAUUGGUGGUAUGUUGUAUAAAAGAAGAAACAGGAUUAUUAUUCUAAUUAAUAUUAAUUGGUUUUACUCAAGAUAUAGCUGAUUCACCUGCCACUUACACAGAUAUAACACCAAUGUUUGAUUCAAUUGUUGCCCCUCUACACCAAAGUCAUCACAACAAUAUUAUGUGGUGGGGCAUUCAUUGGUAUUGCCUCUCUCCACUCAGGAGAGAUAUCUGAGCCUAUUAUGUGCGUUUUGCUACAGAUGUUAUGUAGCCAAUUAACUUCUGUUAUAUGUGAGCAUUGCUCUUAUUUGUUUCAAUAACUACAUGUCAAAAGCCCGAAAGCAAAAGCUAUUUAUUUUCCAUUGAUGUGACAUAAAUGUGUAUGCAACCGUCCUUUAUUUGAUGAAAUAUAGAUCUCUAUUUAUACACAGCUUUUCUCAACGUUGAGCAUUUUAGUCACUUUGAUAGCAAUGUCUGGAUCAAUGUUAUUUUUCUUUCAAGGAUCUUCGUUUUGAAUGAGAUAUUGGUGAUUUUCGCAGUUAUUAACUGUUCAACAAAGUACUACUGAAUGUACUUAAGUUAUUGAGCUUUAUUGUAGCGACAAGUUUUGUAUUAUUUUUCAAGUGUAUAGUUGUAAAAAAAGAAAAUGUAUUGUAAAUGCUAUUGCAGUGUUACAUGUAGAUAUUAUGUUGAUGGAAUUAUUAUCUAACAAGCCUUCUAAAUGAAAUUCAAAGAUACAGAAAUUACUAGCAAAAAAAAAAAUCAUUAUUGACCGAGAUUCUUGAAGUCUUUCACUUCACAAAUUCUUGCUGAUUGUGAAAAUAAAUCAAAUUUUUGUCUGUAAAACUAA
This is a messenger RNA of Strongylocentrotus purpuratus (purple sea urchin), 7134 nucleotides long. RefSeq names its product WD repeat-containing protein 19 (gene wdr19). Gene Ontology annotation, cellular component: intraciliary transport particle A; cilium. The coding region runs from base 105 to 4181 and encodes 1358 amino acids. The record is from RefSeq and is a predicted model, not a curated record. The transcript has 32 exons. NCBI's taxonomy places the organism in Eukaryota, Metazoa, Echinodermata, Echinoidea, Camarodonta, Strongylocentrotidae. Gene Ontology annotation, biological process: cilium assembly; intraciliary retrograde transport. Gene Ontology annotation, molecular function: protein binding.